AUUCCUUUUUUGUGAACUAGUUCACAUUAGAAACAGUUAAGAAGGGAUUUGUGUGAAGUAGACGUUAAGUGUAUAGCCAGCUUGUGCGCAAAAGGAGGGGGAUGUGUUUGAUUGACAGUGCUGCCAUGACAACCCCGCAUCAGCUCCAGGGUGUCCAAUGAGGAGUCAGAUUCAGGGUCCCUCCCUGACUCCCAGGUGAGCUAAAGAGUCAGACUCCAGCAGAUUUCUGUCAGACUGUUUCCGAAACACACUUCGUCGCCUCUCGGGGAUUUCACUUUGUUUUCCAGAUGGUGUUCAGGUCCCCGCUCGACUUUUUCUCAGCCACUCGUCUCCUUCUGCCCCCCUUCCCGGAUGGGACCCCUAUCCUGGCCCGUUCUGGGUCCCCGGAGGACCCUCCCGCCGCCUGUCCUCCCCUGGCUCUUCCGGGAUUGUGUUUCUCGGCGGCGCAGAUCGCCAGCGUCUGUGAGACUCUGGAGGAGACCGGAGACAUCGAGCGGCUGGCCCGCUUCCUCUGGUCACUCCCGGUGGCCACAGACGGCCGAGACUCCAUCUCUGAGCACGAGUCAGUGCAGCGGGCUCGUGCCGUGGUGGCCUAUCACACCGGGAGUUUCCGCGAGCUGUAUCACAUCCUGGAGACGCACCGCUUUACGCGCGCGUCUCACGGUAAAUUGCAGGCGAUGUGGCUCGAAGCUCACUACCGGGAGGCAGAGAAGCUCAGGGGGCGGCCGCUCGGACCUGUGGACAAGUACCGCGUGAGGAAGAAGUUCCCGUUACCGAGGACCAUCUGGGAUGGAGAGCAGAAGACGCACUGCUUCAAAGAGCGCACACGGGGGCUGCUGAGAGAGUGGUACCUGCAGGACCCGUAUCCGAACCCCGGGAAGAAACGGGAGCUGGCGCACGCCACCGGGCUGACACCGACUCAAGUUGGGAACUGGUUCAAAAACCGGAGACAGAGAGACCGGGCGGCAGCAGCCAAAAACAGGUUGCAGCACCACAGGAUGUUGCCGGGCGGUGCGCGUGCACUUAGCGGAGGAGAGUGCAGUCCAGACGGGAGCGCGGACCGCGCGGAUGGAGAAACUCUACUCUCAGUAACGGACAGUGACUCUGAUUUGGAUGUCUGAGACUUUUUCUAUGAAAUGGACCUUCAGGGGCCUGUGAUGGCUCGUCGUGGAUUACCGGAGAGAGGAUGAUGUAUACGGACAAAAGCCGGUCAGGGUUGUAAUCGUCCUAAAUAUUACCCAAACCCUACAUUAAGAUUUGAUUCUUUUUAUUUGUUUUCUGAUAUUAUAAUAGUUUUUUUUCUUCUGGUGAUCACCUUUUUGAUUUAUCAGUGGAUGGUGCACACCUGCUGACCCAGCGUUCACCAUCAGUCUAACUCAACAGACGUCAAGCCGUGAACCCCUGUUUGACUUUAACCCAGGGACCCCCACACUGGAGGACUUUUACAGACUGAAACCUGCCACACAUCAUUCUUAUUUUCUCCAAUUUGUAUGUCAUUUAAAUUUUAAUGACACUAUUCGUCAUGGAGAUGUUCUUCCCCUGACAAACCCGUGGAUUUCCACUGCUGUACACAAUCAAUGCGCACUGAAGCCUACCUCCCUGCGUGGCUGUUUGUACUGUAUGUUUAUAGAGGGUUUUUUUUGUUUCUUUACCUUCACUUCUGCGCAUUUAUUUAAUGUUCACAAAGUUCACUGUGCAGUGUGUGUGAUGCCAUGUCGUACUUUAUGUUCAA
This is a messenger RNA of Thunnus maccoyii (southern bluefin tuna), 1732 nucleotides long. RefSeq names its product SIX homeobox 3b (gene six3b). The record is from RefSeq and is a predicted model, not a curated record. Gene Ontology annotation, biological process: eye development; regulation of transcription by RNA polymerase II. Gene Ontology annotation, molecular function: RNA polymerase II cis-regulatory region sequence-specific DNA binding; DNA-binding transcription factor activity, RNA polymerase II-specific. NCBI's taxonomy places the organism in Eukaryota, Metazoa, Chordata, Actinopteri, Scombriformes, Scombridae. The coding region runs from base 288 to 1121 and encodes 277 amino acids. The transcript is spliced from 2 exons. Gene Ontology annotation, cellular component: transcription regulator complex; nucleus.